Rhododendron vialii is the source of this 1602-nucleotide messenger RNA. RefSeq names its product RING-H2 finger protein ATL16-like. The transcript has a single exon. The record is from RefSeq and is a predicted model, not a curated record. Gene Ontology annotation, molecular function: transferase activity. The coding region runs from base 327 to 1442 and encodes 371 amino acids. Lineage: Eukaryota; Viridiplantae; Streptophyta; Magnoliopsida; Ericales; Ericaceae. Gene Ontology annotation, biological process: protein ubiquitination.
CUCUCUCUCUCUCUCUCUCUCUCUCUCUCUCUCUUCAAUCCACUACCCUUGCUACGACACUAGCAUCACUUGACGACCCAUUUCUCCUCACUCAUUCACAUCAAAAACCCAUCUCUCCAUUUCUCCAAAAACAACCGAAUUCACCAACUUCUUAUAAAAAGCAGAGACUCUCAGUUGUUCAAUUUUGCGACUUUUUAUUUUGUUGUUUUUUCUUUUUUCGUUCUUUGUUUUGUUCGUCAUUUGUUGUAUAUGUCAUUUUCAGGCUUAUGGACCGCACAAUUUGUAUUUGAUUUUAUCAAUAUAAGUUGUGAUUUUCCAAACAGAAAAUGGAUCUGGUAAACAAGAAGUACCUAAUCCACCUAUCAGAAUCUCUCUCCCCACCCAACAGCCCCCCAGACUGGGAACCCCUGCACUCCUCCAACUCCAGUUUCCCUAUCCUCGCCGUUGCGAUCAUCGGCAUUUUCGCCACCGCAAUCUUGCUCGUCAGCUACUACGUUUUCGUAAUCAAAUGCUGCCUUAACUGGCACAGAAUUGAUCUCUUAAGCCGGUUCUCUCUCUCGAGAAACCGACGCCGUGGCGACCAGCUCACCGUGGGGCUGUUCUCUCCGAGAGUGCAGCGAAGGGGGCUGGAGGAAUCCGUGAUCCAGUCCAUCCCGGUGGUUCAGUUCAAGAGAGAGAACGGGGAGUUUUUUAGAGAGAGAAGCUUCGGCGAAUGCGCGGUUUGCUUGAACGAGUUUCAAGAAACGGAGAAGCUGAGGAAAAUACCAAACUGCUGUCACGUGUUCCAUGUCGACUGCAUUGAUGUUUGGUUACAGGGGAAUGUCAACUGCCCUCUUUGCAGAACAAGUGUUUCCAUUUCUAUCCCAUCCCAGUUUCCACUAACCCCGAAUAGUCCGAACAAGGAUAAUUUCGCCGGCCGGGACGAAGAAUACGUGGUGAUUGAGUUGGGUGAUCAGGGUUCUGGUCGCCAGACGUUGCUUGGAGCGCAAGAAAGGUCAGUGGCUUCGGGAUUAGCCGAGGUGCACGUAAACAGGUCCGGACAGUCAGAGAGGUCCAACGAAAGGUUGAAUUCAAGGGAACAACCCGACACGUCGACUAGUCCUUUCCGGAGGAAAUUCGGACCGAAGAUCGCGCACAAGAAAUCGAAGAAAUUUAGCCAUGUUUCGAGCAUGGGGGAUGAGUGCAUUGACACCAGGAGGGAGAAAGAUGAACGGUUCGAGAUCCAACCGAUACGGAGAUCAUUUUCAAUGGAUUCGGCUAACGACAGGCAAUUGUAUUUGGCAGUUCAAGAGAUUAUUCAACAGAAGAAGAAUGGGAAUGGUGAGGAAACUGGUUUAGGGGAUGGGGGUAGUGGCAGCAACAGAAUACGAAGAUCAAUGUUUUCAUUUGGGAAUGUAAGGGGAUCUAGAAGUGCAAUUCUUCCAGUUGAUUUGGAACCAUAGGAUACUUUUAUUUUUCAUUGAUAUAUAGUAUAUUUUUUGUUUCCUUGUUGUAUUUGAUCAUGUAGGUGUAGUGAUAGUAGAGUUUGUUUAGAAGCAGAGAUAGUUUUUAUAUCAUUUGUAGCCACAAGUUUAAUUCAAUUUGAAAGAUUGUUAAUAGCAA